Molecule: messenger RNA, 825 nt
Organism: Phaeodactylum tricornutum CCAP 1055/1
Lineage: Eukaryota; Bacillariophyta; Bacillariophyceae; Surirellales; Neidiaceae
Exons: 1
Source: RefSeq, a predicted model, not a curated record
AUGGCAAUGUCCUUUUACAGAUCCGUCGAAAUUAUGUUUCUGUGCGGUGCGCUGUUGCUCAGAGCGCGGUCCGACGCAUUCCUGAUACAAAGUCUAGGGCAAGUUAAAGUCAGCGCAUUAUGUUCCUUCAGCUCCUGUAGCCUUGUAAGUACCCGUUGCUUGGGGAAGAAAGACGAUGAUGACUAUUCUCCCCAAAUUGAGUUGGUUGAAGAGGAAGACGAUUACGAAAGAGAUGAAGACUGGACUCCGGAUAGAGAGAAAUCGAAACAGCGUCGUCUCCAAGCUCGGGUCUACGCCGAAAGUGUUCGACAGCAACAAGAAGCACCUAGGUCCGCUCCUGCAAAAAUAACACCAGACAAAUUGCGAGAGGAUGAUUCUACAAGGCCAAAGGCUAGUCCCUAUACCGAGGAGGAAGAAGACGUUAUUGCUGCCAUGGGAGGCAAGACGUCUAAUCCAAGUCGAAAACGAGAGCAAGGAUUCUUAGGUGACUCGACAUUAAAUGAGAUUGCGACCGACUACGGUGUCCCGGUUUGCUAUCUAGCAGACGUAUUGUGUAUGUGGGGUGUUCCCGUACCCAUUCAAGUCCAUGAUCGACUGGGGGACUUGGUAACGGGGGAGCAGGCGUUUUCCAUCCUGGAAGCCAUCAAUUCGCUUGAUAUUUCUGCCUUGCACGAUCGAUAUUCUAAUCACAACUUGAUACAGCUUUGUGCCGAGUACGAUAUCGAGUUGCAGACAGCGUUUGAGAUGGCAAUGAAAGAAGGCUGGAGUCUACCGUUUGGCGUCAAUACUUGCUUGCGAGUAGAGCAGAGCGACGAACUUGUUCGG